GACAUUCAUGUGAGGUUUUGUUUCUCUGUUUCAAUCCAUAGUUGACGAAAUAAUCAAAAUAAUAGUUGAAAUUGUGAUUUGGUUGUUAAUUUAUCGGCAAACAUUUAAAAUGAUAUUCACAAGAAAUUUAAAUAAAUUAUUGUUAUGCAAUAAAUCAAAUGUUUUAACAUCUAGUCGCAAUAUUUUAUGGUAUAAUCCAGCGCCGACCAAUAUUGCCGGCUCAAAUAUUCAAGUGAGCGCCUUGCGACAAUUUGCAAUUCCACAAUUGGCGAUCGAACGAAAUGGCCUAAGAUUUAUGUCCACCAUAAAAUCCAAUGAGAACAUUGAUAGCCAAAAGCCAAAACAUUUCACAGACGACAGCAAUCCUGAUGCGGUGUCUAUUUAUCAAGGCAAAUAUACACGACAAAUAAUUCGCGUCAAAAUGUUCUCGCUAGCAACCAGCGUAAUGGGAUUAUUUGCUCAGCCCGUAUUAUGGCACCGAGGUGUGGAAGCCAGUGGCACUGGACUUGGUCUUCUUCUCUGUUCGGUUGUUGGUAUCUUUACAUUUGUAACACCGUUACUGUUGCAUUUUGUCACCAAAAAAUAUGUGGUUGAUGUAAAAUACAAUGUGAAAACAGACGAAUAUACUUGUGUCACCGUUUCAUUUUUCUUAUUCAGAAAUGAGAUAACAUUUAAAGUGGAAGAUAUUCAUUUGCCAGAGGUCGAAACGAUGUUUACAUCGAUGAAAAUUGGACCAAAGAAAGUUCCAGUAUUUGUUGAUGCGGCAAGUUUUAACGAUACACAUCAUUAUGCUCGUUUUAUGGGAUAUGAUAAACCAUUAGACAUUAGAAUGAAUACGAAUGAAACCGAAGCAGACCCCAAUGUGUCAUCCGAUCAAACAAAGACACCCAAUAAAUGAAAAAUCUACAUAAAUUAGUUUGUAGUUUGCAGUUGCAAUAAAUGAUUAUAUCUAAUCGAAUAAAUGGCUUUUUACACCGAUACCGGUGAAUGCAAAA
Contarinia nasturtii (swede midge) is the source of this 995-nucleotide messenger RNA. RefSeq names its product transmembrane protein 70 homolog, mitochondrial. NCBI's taxonomy places the organism in Eukaryota, Metazoa, Arthropoda, Insecta, Diptera, Cecidomyiidae. The coding region runs from base 110 to 898 and encodes 262 amino acids. The record is from RefSeq and is a predicted model, not a curated record. Gene Ontology annotation, biological process: mitochondrial proton-transporting ATP synthase complex assembly. The transcript has 2 exons. Gene Ontology annotation, cellular component: mitochondrial membrane.